Messenger RNA from Zingiber officinale, 2733 nucleotides. Its product is annotated as U-box domain-containing protein 35-like. Gene Ontology annotation, molecular function: ubiquitin-protein transferase activity; protein kinase activity; ATP binding. Lineage: Eukaryota; Viridiplantae; Streptophyta; Magnoliopsida; Zingiberales; Zingiberaceae. The transcript is spliced from 10 exons. The record is from RefSeq and is a predicted model, not a curated record. The coding region runs from base 301 to 2418 and encodes 705 amino acids. Gene Ontology annotation, biological process: protein ubiquitination; protein phosphorylation.
AUGCCGGAGCAUUUCUUCGUCUCCCCAUCAAUGGUCCCACCCUCUACCUCCGCCCUUAUGGAUUCUGUUUACGGAUCACUUGGAUGACACCGCGUGUCCCGAAGUUAUCACCGAUUCUCUUGUUCUAAAGAUGUUCUUUUUGGCGUUACUCCCUUUGCCCAUACAUUAAUCAUUAAUGUUUCGAUGUCUUCUCAUGUUCUAUCAUUCGCUUUCUCCAUCGGAGGAAGAUUUUGGUGCUCUAUCUCGUUAAAGAUCCUCUGCGAAAGAUAGGAGUCACCAUAUAUUAUAGGUAUUGAAGAGAUGGAGGCAAGCAACCAAAUGCAGCACAAAACAACUGUUGCAGUUGCUAUCAGUAGGACAAGAAACAGCAACUAUGCUUUACAGUGGGCUUUGAAGAACUUCAUGUCAGAGGAUGGAAUUAUGUUUAAACUUCUACAUGUUGUGCCAGCAAUUAAGAUGGUUCCAACUCCAAUGGGGAAUCGCCUCCCUAUUGAGCAAGUGCGAGAUGAUGUUGUUGCUGCAUAUAGGAAAGAAGAAGAAUGGAGAGCACAAGAUAUGCUCCGGCCCUACAAGAAAAUGUGCACUGAAAGGAAGAUUGAGGCAGAAGUUGUGGUUCUUGAAGGAGAUGACGCAGUUGAAGCAAUAGCUAGAGAUAUCACAGAAAGUUCCAUCAACAGGCUUGUCAUAGGUGCUUCAACCAGAAAUCCAUUGAUGAGGAAAUUUAAGGGAGGCAACUUGUCAUCUAGAAUUGCUCAGUGUACACCACUCUUUUGUACAAUUUAUGUUGUCUCAAAAGGUAAAUUGUCAUCUGUCCGUCGAUCAAUAUCUGGAAUAGAUGAAACUCAAUCAUUGCCGGUGAUGGAGGAUAGAAUAAAAGAAUCAAAUGAUUCUGCUGUAGUUUCUUGCAGUUUUUCAAGCAUUUCUAGUUCAAAGUCAGACUCAGAUGCAGAAGCAAUCAUUUCUCCACUUGAUUCUUUGGGACAGCUUCAAGAGAAUCUAAACUCCAUCAGCAAGGGCAGUGAUAUACCUAGUUUAGUUCCUCUUCCAGCUGCAGAUGUUUCUCCUUUUGGAGAAUCUAGAAUUUCCACUUUUAACAUAUCAGUGUCUCAGUGUACAAGCAGCGUGGGUAGUCUGAGAAGCUAUCGGACAGAUAAAUCAUGGAAUUUUGAUAUGAGUUCAACGUCAUGCAAUUCAAGAGAAUGUAUGGCAUCAGGGAAUGAGGGAGAUAUCCAUGGGAAACUUGAAAGACUCGAGAAAGAAACACUUGCAUGUGCAAGUGAUCCCUAUUUGAAGUACACGUGGGAAGAAAUUGUUGCUGCUACCUCAUCAUUCUCUGAGGCUAACAUGGUUGGAGUUGGAGCAAAUGGUAAAGUUUAUAGGGGGAGUUUCCAUCACACAGUGGCAGCCAUAAAGGUGUUGCACUCAGAUGCAGGAUAUAGCGUCAAGCAGUUCAAGCAAGAGCUUAAAGUUCUUCCCAGAGUUCGUCAUCCCCAUGUGAUAUUGCUGCUCGGUGCUUGCCCUGAUAAGGGCUGCUUGGUUUAUGAAUACAUGGAAAAUGGUAGCCUGGAGGACCGAUUACAAUGCAAAAAUAGUUCGAUUCCAAUACCAUGGUUUUCUCGCUUUCGAAUAGCCUGGGAAGUUGCUUCCGCUCUCGUUUUUCUCCACAACUCAAAGCCAGAACCUAUUAUUCACCGAGAUCUUAAACCUGCUAACAUUUUACUUGACAAUAAUUUUGUGAGCAAGAUUGGUGAUGCCGGUCUUUCCACUUUGCUUCCUACAAUGCCAAGCUUGUCUUUGUCUACAAUACAUAAGGACACUGCUCCUGUUGGCACAUUCUUCUACAUGGAUCCUGAGUACCAGAGAACUGGCUUGGUUUCACCCAAGUCUGACACCUAUGCAUUGGGAAUGGUGAUCUUACAGUUACUGACUGCAAAACCUCCAGUAGGUCUUACCCUUCUCAUUGAAACUGCAUUGGAAAAUGACUCUUUGAUGGAAGUUUUAGAUUCCAAAGCUGGGUGGUGGUUGGAAGAAGAGGUGAAAGAACUAGCUAACCUUGGACUUAGUUGUUUAGAGCUAAGGAGCAAGGACAGGCCCAACUUGAAGGAGCAGGUUCUUCCAGUGCUGGAGAGGUUGAAAGAUAGAGCUGAACAAGCUCGUUACUCAGUACAUGAACUCUCUGUCCCCCCAAACCAUUUUAUUUGUCCACUUAUGAAGGCUGUAAUGGAUGAUCCCUGUAUUGCUUCUGAUGGUUACACAUAUAACCGUAGUGCGAUCGAGAUAUGGCUCAGCAAGAAGGACAAAUCCCCCAUCACAAAUUUACCAUUUCUGCAUAAAGACAUUACACCUAACAAUUCCCUUCUUUCUGCUAUUAGAGAUUGGAAGUCUAGAAAAAAUGACACAAUCAUUGCUCCAUCAUGAAAAGCCACGACUCUCGAAAGGCCAACACCUUAAACUGGACAAAUUUUUCACCUGUGAAUUUACACAGAAAAUUCAUCAUGGUACCAAUGUGAAUAUAAAGAAAACAGUUUCAAGGAAAAUUUUACAAUAUACUCCUGUAAAUGCAAAAACAGUGAAAUUGUAGAGCAGAAGAUGAGAUCUUACUGUUUGAUGUAUUGUGUUCUGUUGAGAAAUGAGAUUCUUUUUGACACUGGUGUACAAAGAGGAUGACUGGUUUGAAAAGUGAAUUUCUUGUGCAAUCAUGUAAAUGUCCAUAUGCUGGACAAAAUUAAGUUG